Molecule: messenger RNA, 2507 nt
Organism: Galeopterus variegatus (Sunda flying lemur)
Lineage: Eukaryota; Metazoa; Chordata; Mammalia; Dermoptera; Cynocephalidae
Gene: CDKL2
Product: cyclin-dependent kinase-like 2 (CDC2-related kinase)
Exons: 14
Coding region: 468-2171 (567 amino acids)
Biological process (GO): protein phosphorylation
Cellular component (GO): nucleus
Molecular function (GO): cyclin-dependent protein serine/threonine kinase activity; ATP binding
Source: RefSeq, a predicted model, not a curated record
AGACGGACUGGGAGCUUUCCGAGCUGAGGGGCGGAGCCCUCUCACCCCAGCUGUUUCUUUACAGGCUUUGGCCUUAGCAGGUGUUGGUUAGCCGUGGGCGCAUUCUUACCUGGGUCGUCUCUCUCUCUCUCGAGACUGUGGCUAUGGUUGGGGAUAGCGUGAGGUCGUUUCCUUGACGACGACAGCAUGCGGCCCGCGGUCCUCCUACGUGUGAGUUUGCGGCGGGCCGAGGCCCAUCUGCCUCCCUGCCUGCUUCCCUUAGGAGCCGCGACUGUGUCCGCAGAAGAAAUCACAACAGCAUCGGAAUUGCUAGUUUGCUAGUCAGCGUAGUAUGUUUUAGACCUGCGAGCGAGAUGCGUGAAACAAAUUUCACCUCAAAUUUGUUUCCAAGUUGAAAACCUUUGGGUCUUUCUAUGUGAGACGAUUUGAAGAAACACAAGAAAAAUUCCUACUGGUUUUAAGUUAAAAUGGAAAAAUAUCAGAACCUAGGAUUGGUUGGAGAAGGGAGUUAUGGAAUGGUAAUGAAGUGUAGGAACAAAGAUAGUGGAAGAAUUGUGGCCAUCAAGAAGUUUUUAGAAAGUGAUGAUGACAAAAUGGUUAAAAAAAUUGCUAUGCGAGAAAUUAAGUUACUAAAGCAACUGAGGCAUGAAAAUUUGGUGAAUCUGUUGGAAGUGUGUAAGAAAAAAAAAAGAUGGUACCUAGUCUUUGAAUUUGUUGACCACACAAUUCUUGAUGACUUGGAGCUCUUUCCAAAUGGACUAGACUGCCAAAUAGUACAAAAGUAUUUGUUUCAGAUUAUUAAUGGAAUUGGAUUUUGUCACAGUCAUAAUAUCAUACACAGAGAUAUAAAGCCAGAGAAUAUAUUAGUCUCCGAGUCUGGUGUUGUCAAGUUAUGUGAUUUUGGAUUUGCACGGACAUUGGCAGCUCCUGGGGAGGUUUAUACUGAUUAUGUGGCAACCCGAUGGUACAGAGCUCCAGAACUAUUGGUUGGUGAUGUCAAGUAUGGCAAAGCUGUUGAUAUUUGGGCCAUUGGUUGUCUGAUAACUGAAAUGCUGAUGGGGGAACCCCUAUUUCCUGGAGAUUCUGAUAUUGAUCAGCUAUAUCAUAUUAUGACGUGUUUAGGUAAUCUGAUUCCAAGACAUCAGGAGCUGUUUUAUAAAAAUCCUAUGUUUGCUGGAAUAAGGUUGCCUGAAAUCAAGGAAAUGGAACCUCUUGAAAGACGCUAUCCUAAGCUCUCUGAGGUGGUGAUAGAUUUAGCAAAGAAAUGCUUAAAUAUUGAUCCAGAUAAGAGACCCUUCUGUGCUGAGCUCCUACACCAUGAUUUCUUUCAAAUGGAUGAAUUUGCUGAGAGGUUUUCUCAGGAACUACAGUUAAAAAUACAGAAAGAUGCCAGAAAUGUUUCUUUAUCUAAAAAAUCCCAAAACAGAAAGAAGGAAAAGGAAAAAGAUGAUUUCUUAGGUGAAGAAAGAAAAACACUUGUGGUACAGGAUAACAAUGCUGAUCCCCAAAUUAAGGAUUCUAAAGUAUUUAAAAUAAAAGGGUCAAAAUUUGAUGGACAAAAAGUUGAAAAAGGCAGUAGAGCUUCAAACACCAGCUGCCUCCAUGACAACGGGACCAGCCACAUCAAAACAGUGCCUUCAACAAGCCUUAAAGACUGCAGCAAUGUCAAUGGGGAUCAUACAAGGAAUCCAGGCAUGGCAAUUCCCCCACUUACGUACAAUCUUUCUGCCGUUGCUGCUGGUAUUAAUUCUGGAAUGGGGACUAUCCCAGGAGUUCAGAGUUACAGAGUGGAUGAAAAAACUAAGAAGUAUUGUAUUCCAUUUGUUAAAUCAAAUAAACCUUCUCCAUCUGGCAUUUAUAAUAUUAAUGUGACCACAUCCGUCUCUAGUGAAAAGAGGCUCUUUCAAGCAAAUAAGAAAAGAAGGGAAUACUCUAAGACAGAUAUCCAUUUGCCUGAACUGAAUUAUAAUCAUCUCCCUGAACUACGAGACUUGGAAGUUCGAAAUUCCAGGCUUGUAAGGAAAGAGAACAAAAUUCUUUCAGAGUCUCGAAUUCCUUCUCUGGCCGCUAUUGACCUACAUGUUCCCAGUAUUGCAUUACAUCAGGUAUCAGGGUCUCCCCUGUCAGAUGAUUCAGAAGCUGAUUUACCUCAAAUGGAACACCAGCACUGAGGAUCAUGUUGUUUCUGAGCUGGAUGAUGCUCUAGCACUUGAGAUGACAUCUUGCAAUGAGAAUGCUGAUACCUAAGGAGGAGAGAUUUGUGAUUUUGAUUGUUUCCUUCUGAACUGCCUGCAUUUUCUGAGAAAGGCCUUGCAGAAGAAGGAAAGACAAAGACUUCCAAAUGUUUCAAAGGAAGAUCGAACAAGUGUCCCUCUCUAACUGUUAUCCCAGCACCUUUCAAGUCCACUGAUGCUAUUUCACGAUAUAGCCAAUGAAAGAAUACCUAUAUGUUCUUGUUUGUUACAUGAACGUCUAUUUACUGUUAAUAAAUUGUGUAUUUAAAGUUA